Molecule: messenger RNA, 732 nt
Organism: Labrus bergylta (ballan wrasse)
Lineage: Eukaryota; Metazoa; Chordata; Actinopteri; Labriformes; Labridae
Gene: dad1
Product: defender against cell death 1
Biological process (GO): protein N-linked glycosylation
Cellular component (GO): membrane; oligosaccharyltransferase complex
Source: RefSeq, a predicted model, not a curated record
CUUUGUAACGCCUUGUCCGCUUCCGGUUAAUGGGGACACGUCACUCAUUUGACUGAGGAAGAGGACCCUGUGCACAACUCCGUUCACCAAUUUGUGUCCAAAUUAGACGACAGAAUCAUGUCUAAUUCAGUCGUAUCUGUUGUCUCUCGGUUCCUGGAGGAGUACAGCACCACCACGCCGAACAAGCUGAAGGUGGUGGAUUCAUACCUGCUGUACAUCCUGUUGACAGGAGCGCUGCAGUUCCUCUACUGUCUGCUCGUCGGCACUUUCCCAUUCAACAGCUUUCUGUCGGGCUUCAUCUCAUGUGUGGGCGCUUUCAUCCUCGCAGUGUGUCUUCGGAUCCAGAUCAACCCACAGAACAAAGGAGAGUUCCUCUCUAUCUCUCCAGAGAGAGCCUUCGCUGACUUUCUAUUCGCUCACACUGUCCUCCAUCUGGUCGUGAUGAACUUCAUCGGUUGAAGCGGGCGUGCAUCUGACGCACGGCAUUCCCCUCUCAGAAGAUAACAACAAGAGACGUUACUAAAAUCUCCCUCCAACACAUGACGCUACAUCUGCUGUUGUGCCACUGAUUCGGAUUCCCAUCCCACCUAAAAAUGCAGAAUUCAAUGCAUUGUGACAAAUAUGAUGCAGUACACUUCUCUUACUGAGAACUGUUGAUUUUGUUUGUUCUUUUUUUUUUAAUUGUGGAAAUUUGUAAAGCAUUCCCUUUUGCACCGAGAAGAAUAAAAAAAA